Lotus japonicus is the source of this 1672-nucleotide messenger RNA. RefSeq names its product alpha-galactosidase-like. Gene Ontology annotation, molecular function: hydrolase activity, hydrolyzing O-glycosyl compounds. Lineage: Eukaryota; Viridiplantae; Streptophyta; Magnoliopsida; Fabales; Fabaceae. The transcript has 15 exons. Gene Ontology annotation, biological process: carbohydrate metabolic process. The record is from RefSeq and is a predicted model, not a curated record. Bases 161 to 1429 code for a protein of 422 amino acids.
GCACAUCUCUUUUUUCUUCUUGUACCCGGCCUGCUCUAUAUUUCAGCUUGAUACAUAGAUUAACUUCUACAUCAAAGUUAUUAAACUAAUAGCUUUGAUGUUCUGAAACACCUAUAUACAAAAUUAUACAUCUUCAUACAUAUAUAUAUAGUAUAGUACUAUGGCAGUGCAAUUUUCAUUCUCAGGUAGGUUACCAAUAUUGGUGCUUGCAUUUUGCUUCCUCAUGCUUAUGAAUGCAAGUGGUUCUGUAGCUUCUCGCGUAUUGGUGAACAAAACUAGAGAGAUCUCUAUAUCCACCGACCAAGUUAGAACAUACUUCAUUCAAAAUGGACUAGGCCAGACACCUCCUAUGGGGUGGAAUAGCUGGAAUCGCUUUGGUUGUGAUAUCAAUGAAAGUUUAAUUCGAGAUACAGCUGAUGCGAUGGUGUCAACGGGCCUUGCAGCCUUGGGCUACAAAUAUAUUAAUUUAGAUGACUGUUGGGCCGAACUUAAUCGAGACCAUCAGGGAAAUAUGGUUCCUAAGACUUCAACAUUUCCUUCCGGAAUUAGGGCUCUAGCUCAUUAUGUUCACAGUAAAGGUCUAAAGUUGGGGAUUUAUUCGGAUGCUGGAAAUCAAACAUGCAGUAAACGUAUGCCGGGAUCGCUAGGACAUGAAGAACAAGAUGCAAAAACAUUUGCUUCCUGGGGAAUUGACUACUUGAAGUAUGAUAAUUGUGAAAAUAAUGGUAUAAGUGUCAAAGAAAGGUACCCACCAAUGAGCCAAGCUUUACUCAACACUGGAAGGCCAAUCUUUUUCUCUAUGUGCGAAUGGGGAUGGGAAGACCCAGCAAUUUGGGGCAAAAUAUUGGGAAAUAGUUGGAGAACAACAGGAGAUAUUGAGGAUAAUUGGGAAAGUAUGACUUCCAUAGCGGAUUCAAAUGAUCGAUGGGCAUCUUAUGCUCGACCUGGAGGAUGGAACGAUCCAGACAUGCUCGAAGUUGGAAACGGAGGCAUGACCACAGAAGAAUACCGUGCUCAUUUCAGCAUAUGGGCAUUAGCUAAGGCUCCUUUAUUGGUUGGUUGUGACAUUCGUGCUAUGGAUAACACUACUCGUGAACUAAUAACCAACCCGGAAGUUAUUGCAGUAAACCAAGACAAACUAGGAGUUCAAGGAAAGAAAGUGAAAACUAAUAACAAUUUGGAGGUGUGGGCAGGUCCUCUUAAAGGUAAGAAGGUAGCAGUGAUCUUAUGGAAUAGAAGCUCAUCAAAUGCAACAGUGACUGCAUCCUGGUCUGACAUUGGCUUGAAACCAGGAACUCUAGUUGAUGCUAGAGACUUAUGGGAGCACUCAACACAAUCAUCGGUUUCGGGAGAAAUCUCUGCUGAGCUAGAUUCACACGCUUGUAAGAUGUAUGUGCUGACUCCCAAAAGCGGAAAAUAUAAACACUAGUGAUCAAGUUUCAACUUACUAGAGUAUUGGGAAACCAUUCAGUGCUCCUACAGAGGAACGACAAAUAAAGGAGCAUGAUAUUAUUUUUCAACAAAAUAAUUAUGUAUAAUAUUCAAGUUAAGUUGUCAUUGAAUUUUUAAUUGUAUUUGCAAUUUUAAUGAACCAUCUGAUUUAAUAUAAUAAGCUUUUCAAAUCUCUCCAGAGGUCACCAUCUGGCAUAUAUAAGUGUAACUCAGGCAUCAA